UCACAUUCCAUAUUUCUUCUUCAACUCACCAGUCACCACUUUCCACAUUCUCUCUGCUUUAUUUCUUCUCGUGUACCACUAUGGUGCACCAUCAACUCAUGCAUGAAGAAACUACAAGAAACACAUCAACACAACAAAACCAUAAACGACCCAAGUUUUUCAUAAACGACAACACCGACAUUCUACGAGAAAUCCUCAAACGCCUCGACGGUCCCUCACUCGGUGUCGCGUCCUGCGUCUGUCGUCUAUGGUGCAACCUAACAACCAAAGACGAUUCCAUCUGGGAGCAUCUCUGCUUCCGCCACGUGUCCACUCCACCUCCGGCGACCAUUCGGCCUGUCGUGGUGGCGCUUGGCGGUUACAAGAGGCUUUACAUGAUUUGCGUUAGGCCGGUGCUGAGUCGACUCGGUGAGUCGGAGCGAGUGAGGAAGCGAGUUUGGACUCGGCAUGAGGUUCAGCUUUCACUUUCUUUGUUUUGUGUUGAUAGUUACGAGAGACUUGCUGCUGGGGGAAUGAUUGCCAGCGACGCGUCUCCAUCGUCUCUCAUGUUCCUCUGUAACCCUAUCAACGUCUGAUUAUUAUUUUAUUUAUUUAUUAUUAUUUAUUUAUUAUCAUUUACCUUUUGCAUUUUUUAAUGCAUAAUCUUCUUGCCCCUUUUUCUCGUCGUUCUAUAAAUGGCUUUAGUUUAUUUUAUUUUAUUAUUUUAUAUAUGAAAAUAAGAAGCACUUGAUGAG
Molecule: messenger RNA, 734 nt
Organism: Vicia villosa (hairy vetch)
Lineage: Eukaryota; Viridiplantae; Streptophyta; Magnoliopsida; Fabales; Fabaceae
Product: F-box protein SNE
Exons: 1
Coding region: 81-575 (164 amino acids)
Biological process (GO): regulation of gibberellic acid mediated signaling pathway; gibberellic acid mediated signaling pathway
Cellular component (GO): SCF ubiquitin ligase complex
Molecular function (GO): protein binding
Source: RefSeq, a predicted model, not a curated record